AUGGAAGUGGUCCUCGCCUUUUUAAAGUUCUCUGUUCUCCUGUGUCAUUCUCUGCCUCUGUCCAUCUCUGCCUCUCCCCCUCUCUUCCUCUGCCCCUCUCUGCCUCCACUCCUCUCUGCCCCUCUCUGCCUCUGUCCCUCUCUGCCUCUGUCCCUCUCUGCCUCUCCCCCUCUCUUCCUCUGCCCCUCUCUGCCUCCACUCCUCUCUGCCCCUCUCUGCCUCUGUCCCUCUCUGCCUCUGUCCCUCUCUGCCUCUCCCCCUCUCUGCCUCUGUCCCUCUCUGCCUCUGCCCCCCUCUACCUCUGCCCCUCUCUGCCUCUGCCCCUCUCUGCCUCUGCCCCUCUCUGCCUCUGCCCCUCUCUGCCUCUCCCCCUCUCUGCCUCUCCCCCUCUCUCCCCUCCUUCCUCUGCCCCCUCUUCCUCCUCCCCCCUCUCUUCCUCUCAUCCUCUCUGCCUCUCCCCCUCUCUGCCUCUCUGCCUCUCCCCCUCUCUUCCUCUGCCCCUCUCUUCCUCCCCCUCUCUGCCUCUCCCCCUCUCUUCCUCCCCCUCUCUUCCUCUGCCCCUCUCUGCCUCUCCCCCUCUCUUCCUCUCCCCCUCUCUGCCUCUCCCCCUCUCUUCCUCUCCCCCUCUCUGCCUCUCCCCCUCACUUCCUCUCCCCCUCUCUUCCUCUUCCCCUCUCUGCCUCUCCCCCUCUCUUCCUCUGCCCCUCUCUUCCUCCCCCUCUCUUCCUCUCAUCCUCUCUGCCUCUCCCCCUCUCUGCCUCUCCCCCUCUCCCCCUCUCUUCCUCUUCCCCUCUCUUCCUCUCCCCCUCUCUUCCUCUCCCCCUCUCUGCCUCUCCCCCUCUCUUCCUCCCCCUCUCUCCCUCCCCCUCUCUUCCUCUCAUCCUCUCUGCCUCUCCCCCUCUCUGCCUCUCCCCCUCUCUGCCUCUCCCCCUCUCUGCCUAUCUCCCUCUCUUCCUCUGCCCCUCUCUUCCUCCCCCUCUCUUCCUCUCAUCCUCUCUGCCUCUCCCCCUCUCUGCCUCUCCCCCUCUCUGCCUCUGCCCCUCAGUUUGGUGA
This is a messenger RNA of Knipowitschia caucasica, 1053 nucleotides long. Lineage: Eukaryota; Metazoa; Chordata; Actinopteri; Gobiiformes; Gobiidae. The record is from the annotation of a GenBank genome assembly.